CGCAGGCCCCGCCCGCGUCGCUGUCGCCUAUGGGUCUGAGCUGCGGUUUGAGGUGGAGCUGCUGCCGCCAGAAGCGCGUUACCUUGCACCUGGGAUAACGAUGUGAAGCAACACUGUUCUGGAUUUCAAAAGACAUCAUUUCAUCAUGGGACAGCAAAUUUCGGAUCAGACACAGUUGGUUCUUAACAAGUUACCAGAAAAAGUAGCAAAACAUGUCAUAUUGGUUCGAGAAAGUGGCUCCUUAACUUACGAAGAAUUUCUUGGGAGAGUAGCUGAACUUAAUGAUAUAACUGCUAAAAUGGUCUCUGGCCAGGGAAAACAUCUUAUUUUUGAGGUACACCCUGGGUCUGACUCCUCUGCCUUUUGGAAAAUGGUUGUACGCGUGGUCUGUACCAAGAUUAACAAAAGCACUGGCAUUGUGGAAGCAUCACGGAUCAUGAAUUUGUACCAGUUUAUUCAGCUUUAUAAAGACAUCACAAGUCAGGCCUCAGGAGUAUUGGCAAUGAGCUGCACCUCUGAAGACCCUGAUGAAAACUCAUCAUCUGUAGCAUCUUGUCAGGCUAGUCUUUGGAUGGGAAGGGUGAAGCAGCUGACUGACGAGGAGGAGUGUUGUAUCUGCAUGGAUGGUCGGGCUGACCUCAUCCUGCCUUGUACCCACAGCUUUUGUCAGAAGUGCAUUGAUAAAUGGAGUGAUCGACACAGGAAUUGCCCCAUUUGUCGCCUACAGAUGACUGGAGCAAAUGAAUCUUGGGUGGUGUCAGAUGCACCCACUGAAGAUGAUAUGGCUAACUAUAUUCUUAACAUGGCAGAGGAGGCAGGCCAGCCCCUUGUACCAUGACCUUGUGACCUUGGGGUGAAGGUCUUCUGUUGCUAUUACAAACUACAAACACUUCGGUCAUGGGGGAAGAAUGCAGGGAUGUUGUGGCGCAGACACAGAGAAAUUAGUUUUCCCUACCGUCUUAUUUUCACUAUUCUGACAGUUUGUCCCAUUUCUUUUGACAAACUUGUCACGUCUUCCAUUUAUAGUAAACUAAAAUUUGCUACUGUUUUAGACCAUAUUUUUCUAUUAUUUAUCUGUUCUAAUAUAUAUUAGAACUAAUUGCUCUUGAAUCCUUUGCUGAGGUAACAGCAACCUUUCCAGAGACUUCUGAAACACUAUUUUUCAGGGCAGGAGUAUUCUGGAAUCUGUUUAGUUAGGUUUAAAAUAAACCUUGAAAGUUAAAAAGUUGUAGCCAUCUGAGAGAAAAUUUGAAGUGACUGAAAAUGUAGAGUACAUCAAAGUGCAUGUUACUACUGGAGUCUUUCUGCUGGAAUCUAAGGAGUGUGUAUGCCCCCUUGUGGUUAAUUAUUGCUCCUUUAAUAAUUUUUACUUGAAAUGGUCCAUAACCAUAGGAUUUCAUAACCAUAGCAAUGUGUUUUGGAACUACAUGAGUUUUUUCCCAUAUUGUAUAAUUUGGGUGAGGACUAUAAAGCUGGGCGUGCCUUUGCCUUGUAAAUGGAUUUCUGCUGGGGAAUCUUCUUGGCUAUUCUGGAAAUGCUUUCCCACAGUUGAAAGACUGUUCUAAAUAGCUUUUGAUAAUGCUCAUGCAUCUCAGAGUUUCAGAAGGAAAUUUUUCUUCUUCACAGAUCCUGAAUUUUGUAUUUCCAAAUUAUGGUAAAUCAUUCAAUAUUGGUUCAUGGUGCCUUAAUUUUCUUAACUUGAAGGCAUCUUUCUGAAGUCUCAAAGUCUUUAAAUUUCUUAUGUCAUUAAGAGAGAAGAACAUAGGAUAUAGCCUUGUAAACAUGUACAGUGAACACCUCUGAAAAUUAGGAGAUAAUUUGGCUUUCUACUGUUUCACUAUACUUCCUUUGAAAUACUCAAAGAGUAUAGUCAUAAUGGAAUUAUGAUUUUUAGUGACACUGUGUUUUUCAAAACUUUUGCUUUAUGUUAAGCAUUAACAUGUUAGCAUAUAAUAAAACUAGAACUUGAUGUCUCCUUUAAAAGAGAUGGUAACUUUUCUGACUUAUUACUGGUAAGUUGCAAAUAUUACUAUUUUACAAAAUACCAAAGUAAACAAUUUAAGUUGCUGCUUAAUGAUGGCAGAAUUUUUGGAUAUUGGGAUUUUUUAAAUUAUUUUUUUUAAGUUUAUUUAUUUAUUUUGAGAGAGAGCAAGCAGGCAGGA
Messenger RNA from Suricata suricatta (meerkat), 2162 nucleotides. RefSeq names its product ring finger protein 141 (gene RNF141). Lineage: Eukaryota; Metazoa; Chordata; Mammalia; Carnivora; Herpestidae. Gene Ontology annotation, biological process: protein autoubiquitination. The coding region runs from base 146 to 838 and encodes 230 amino acids. The transcript is spliced from 6 exons. The record is from RefSeq and is a predicted model, not a curated record. Gene Ontology annotation, molecular function: ubiquitin-protein transferase activity.